Gopherus flavomarginatus (Mexican gopher tortoise) is the source of this 384-nucleotide messenger RNA. RefSeq names its product fatty acid binding protein 1 (gene FABP1). The transcript has 4 exons. The coding region runs from base 1 to 384 and encodes 127 amino acids. Gene Ontology annotation, biological process: fatty acid transport. NCBI's taxonomy places the organism in Eukaryota, Metazoa, Chordata, Testudines, Testudinidae. Gene Ontology annotation, cellular component: nucleus; cytosol. The record is from RefSeq and is a predicted model, not a curated record. Gene Ontology annotation, molecular function: fatty acid binding.
AUGAGCUUCAAUGGAAAGUUUGAACUCCAGUCCCAAGAAAAUUUCGAGCCUUUCAUGAAAGCCCUUUGUCUUUCUGACGAAUUGAUCGAAAAGGGCAAGGACGUCAAGAGCAUCUCAGAAAUUGUACAGAAUGGCAAAAAGUUCAAGGUCACCGUGACAACCGGCAGCAAAGUGCUGACCAAUGAGUUCACUAUUGGAGAGGAGGCCGAGCUGGAGACCCCAACUGGAGAGAAGGUCAAGGCUGUUGUUCAAAUGGAAGGUGACAAUAAAUUGGUCACGAACUUGGGCAAAAUCAAAUCCGUCACUGAAAUAAAGGGAGACAUAGUCACCAACACAUUGACCGUGGGAGACAUCAACUAUACGCGAAUCAGCAAGAGAAUCUAG